UAUCCACUCAAAGCUUGAUUUUAAUUGCACAUUUUUGUAUUACGAACUGAUUUAAACUCAAAAUGGAGAAUCAAGAAAGCAAGUAUCUCCCCGAGCUUCUCGCUGAGAAGGACAGUAUGGAUGUGUCGUUUACGCACGCUAUGAAACUUUUAUCUACAGAAAUCGAGAGAAUCCAGAAAGGUGAACCCAAGAAGGAAGGAGGAGACGCGUACCUGGACCUUUUCACCGUCAAGAAUAUCAAACUGAAGGAGCGCGUGCUCAUACCUGUCAAACAGUAUCCGAGGUUCAACUUUGUGGGGAAGAUUCUUGGCCCUCAGGGCAACACAAUCAAACGGCUUCAGGAAGAGACUGGGGCCAAGAUCUCUGUACUGGGCAAAGGCUCCAUGAGGGACAAAGCCAAGGAGGAGGGUCUGAGGAAAGGGGCUGAGGCCAAGUACGCACACCUGUCCAUGGAGCUGCAUGUCUUCAUCGAGGUGUUUGCCCCCGUGCCCGAGGCUUACCUACGCAUGGCACACGCCAUGGAGGAAGUCAAGAAGUUCCUGUUUCCUGACAUGAUGGAUGACAUCUGUCAGGAACAGUUCAUGGAGAUGGGUUAUCUGAACGGGGGCCAAGAGCACGGGCCAGGGGCCCCACGAGGCAGAGGAGGGCCUCCGGGACAACCAGGGGCACCCAGGGGUAGGGGUAUGCCCCAACGUGGAGGUACACCCAGGGGAGGUCCCGCCAGAGGCGGUGUAGCGAGGGGGGCACCAGCAGGAAGAGGAGGACCUCCAGCAACCCCUGCCAGAGGGGCAACAGCGCCCCGAGCCAGACUCGCUGCCCCUGGUGGGCCUCUGAGAAUGCCCCUUCCACCCCCCCACCAACACGCACCAGCACCGGAACAAUAUGAGGAAUAUGCCUAUGAUGAGAGCUACACUGAGCCAGCGUACGAGGCAUACGACUGUUACUACAGUCAGCCACAGGCAGAGCCAGAGUACUAUGACUACGGACACGGAGAAACACAGGAAGCAUAUGAACCCUACGGUAAGACAUCAAUACUCCACUCCCCUCUAGCCCAGGACAACUGGAAUGGGACCCAGAGAGCGGCACCGGGGGGAAAGGCCCUCCCUGCCAGAGCGGCUAAGGGCCCUUACCGAGAACACCCCUAUAGACAAUACUGAACUCACCAUGCCAACGCCUAG
Molecule: messenger RNA, 1178 nt
Organism: Salvelinus fontinalis (brook trout)
Lineage: Eukaryota; Metazoa; Chordata; Actinopteri; Salmoniformes; Salmonidae
Product: KH domain-containing, RNA-binding, signal transduction-associated protein 1-like
Exons: 9
Coding region: 63-1157 (364 amino acids)
Biological process (GO): regulation of alternative mRNA splicing, via spliceosome
Cellular component (GO): nucleus
Molecular function (GO): poly(A) binding; mRNA binding
Source: RefSeq, a predicted model, not a curated record